This is a messenger RNA of Monodelphis domestica (gray short-tailed opossum), 6002 nucleotides long. RefSeq names its product coiled-coil domain containing 18 (gene CCDC18). The record is from RefSeq and is a predicted model, not a curated record. NCBI's taxonomy places the organism in Eukaryota, Metazoa, Chordata, Mammalia, Didelphimorphia, Didelphidae.
GGGGGGCGGCGGCUGCAUUUUAGCGGCGGCCCCUCUUUUCCCCAGAAUGUAGUCUGCUGACCCAUUAGUGAAGGUGGUCGUCCCAGAAGUGCGGGGGGGUGGGGGUGGGGUCAUCCGCCUGCGGGCGGCGGGAGGCGGCAGGCGGCAGGGUGGUCUGCGGCCGCUUACCUGGUACUCGAUCUCCAGCGUGGCCUUGACGGGCAUGGGCUGAUAGAAGCACUCCUUCAGGCCAGCGGGAAGGGUGAUGGUGAAGUCGCUGUCCAGCGAAGGCGAAAAGCCCGACACAGAGGGAGGCGGCAGCGCCACCGCGGCCCAGAUUAGAGAUAAGGGUAUCCAGACCCCAGGCUCGUCCAUCUCGACCGGAAUGGUCAGUAACUGGACAGAUUCGGGACCUUCGGGCUACUUGCGGCGGUGUCCGUCUUCUGUUCACUGCAGGGUCCCGAUGUCCGUCCAGAGGUCGCCUCCUGCCCCCGCUUCGAAGACCCCACCCGCCCCGCUGCAGGUUUCAGCCCUAGACCUAGCAGUUCCUCUCACCGAAGGCCGCGCCCCGUCCGCACUUGGGUGGGGAAUAGAAGGCGGAGCCACCGCCCCUUUCUACUGGGAGCCCAAUAUCUUUUCGCCGCCGCCGCCGCCGCCUCCUCAGUCGCCUCCAGCCAAAGCCAACUGGUGAGUAAAAAAGAACACGGACUUUCUCUAAGUUACGCCCCUUUGAAAGGGACUUUUUAAGAAAGUUCCCCCUUCCGCCGCCAUCCUCUUCGGAGAAUUGUGGGAAAUGUAGUUCCUGGGGUCGCUGAAAGACGCAACUUGGUCGCGCUCCAUGGACUACAAUACCCGAAAGGCCACAGACGCCUAAGGGCAUCCCGGUCGUUUUUUGCGCUUGCGCGGGAAUAGGAGCGUCGGGAAGGGGGUGUUUUUAACGGCUUUCGCGGCUGUUACAAACCAGAGAGGUGAUCUUGGAGGCAUGCUCUUUAUGCUGUACCUCCAACCUUUUCUCCUGGGGGCCUGAUAGAGAGGCCUUAGGCCGUGGCAGCUGUGGACCAGAAGAGAAACGGAGGUGUUGGAUGCGACAGGGUUUGGUUCUGUCACCAAAUACUGCUCCGGUGGUGGGAUUUGUUCUGGUCCAGGAGAGACUGAAGUCUGGAGGCGGGCCGAAGGAGAGCGGCUAGUCCGGCUCGCUACUGCAGCACUCUGUCAACUAGAAAGAAACCAUGAACUCCAGUUGCCAUCGGUUUGUCACCGCCCUAGGGUGGUCGGAUUCCGAUAGGAUUAGCGGGGUUGGCUCCCUUUCCCCGCGAAAAGGGAGAAACCAGAUUCUCUCCCUUUUCUCGUCAAGACCAAUCUUUGGACCUGGUUCAGAUCUUAAUUGGAGAUUGAAGGAGAAUUUCCCAUCUCCUUCUUCCCCAACUCUUAGCAGCUUCCAUCCGAGAACUGCUUUAAGCCAAGUGGACCCAGCUUCACUGGAAUACUAUAAAAAAGAAAAUGAAGAAGAAAAUCUGUUAGCAAAUGUUACUUCAUUAAGAAAUGAAUUGAACAGAACAGAAUGGAGUUUGCAGAAUUUAGGAGAAGAGCUUUCUAUUCCAGCUGACAAUUCUGAGAGUAGCAUCCAUCUAACAAGGUUUGAGAGACUCUCAGUGGAUGAUCUUGUUCAACCUCUCUACUCUGGACCUGGACCUCAUAAAACUGUUGGUAAAAUAACUUACAGCAAUAGUGAUCUCCAAAGAAAAUCAAGAGACAAGUCUUAUGUUGCAUCUUCUGUCACUAACCCAAGUGUGGAUCAGGAAAAUAGAGGCCUUCGGGAGAAACUGAAUAAACUUCGGCAACAUAAUGCUUCUUUGAUCUCUCAGAAUCAUGCCUUAAUGAACAAAAUAGAAUCUCUUAAUUUUGAGCUGACACAAUCAAGAACAAAAAUCUGUGUUCUUGAAGCUACUCAGUCACAGAAUUUUAGCAUCCCAAUUUUGGAAGAACAAAUUAUAAAUUUGGAAGCAGAGGUUUCAGCCCAAGAUCAAGUUUUGAGGGAAGCAGAAGAUAAAUUAGAACAGAGCCAGAAAACAGUGAUUGAAAAGGAACAAAGUUUACAGAAGACUAAAGAGGAAUGUUCAAAACUGAAAUUGGACUUGCUUGAACAGAACAAACAAGGAAAGAGAGUUGAACAACAAAGAAAUGAAGCAAUGCAUAAUGCUGAAGGAUUGAGCAAAGCUUUCAAACAGUAUAAAGAAAAAGUAGCAGAAAAGUUGGAAAGGGUUCAAGCUGAAGAAGCACUAUUAGAGAAAAAUCUAGUCAACUGUGAAAAAGAAAAUAAAAGGCUCCAGGAAAAAUGUGUUAUGUACAGGGGGGAACUGGAAUCCAUGAAAGAAAAGCUGAGGGAAUUAAAGGAUGAAAAUAAUAAUGGAAAAGAAAGAAUAAGGGGUAUGAUUUUGAAAAACUCUGAGAUCAUGUCACAACUAAGUGAGUCUAAACAAAACAUCCUAAAGUUAGAGAGUGCAUUAGAGGACAAAGAAGAAAUUCUUAGAGAAAAACUUGCUCUAGUGAAUGAGAACAGAGAAUUAAAAGCUCUUAUUGCAAAACAAAAUGAGCGACUCAUUUUGUGUCAGAGAGAAAUUGAAGAUUCAAGGCAAGAACUAAGCAGUUUGGAGAUAAUUAUUUCCCAGUUGCCAUUUAACAGAGAAAUGCUUAAUUCUAAGACAUGUAUCUGUAAGCAGCAAGAAGAAAUGUUCUCAACCAAGGAAGAAUUCUGUGUUUCUUGCUGUGAGCUAAAUAAAUCAGUGAUUUCAAACCUUAGGAUUAAGCUUGCAAUGAAAGAGGCAGAAAUUAAUAAACUUCAAACAAGCCUGUCUACCUGUCAGUUUUCUGGUCAUUUUUUUGGUGAUGAUGAGAUGCAGGAAUGUGGGAAAUUAAGUGGCUUAGAAACAGAACCUGUAAAAUUAAGUGGAAAUCAAGCAACAGACCAUAUCCAAUGCCAGAAGCUACAUACGGUGAGCAAGCAUUUUGAGAGAGAAAAGCAGAGGCUUGCUGCUGGCAUAGAAGAGUUACGUGCCAAGUUGGCAAAAACAGAAUCUGAGAAUUCUGAAUUAAAGGCUGACAUGGCUCACAGGACCAGUCAAUUUCAAGUGAUACAAGAAGAAUUAUUGGAGAAAGUAACCAGCUUUAGCAAAAUGGAAUCUGAAAUGACAAGAAAAUGUUCUCAGAUUCUCACCCUAGAGAAACAACUAGAAGAAAAGACAAUUGCUUAUUCUUCAGUUGCUGCAAAAAAUUCUGAACUGGAACAGGAACUUGUGGAAAAAAAUGAAAAGAUACAGAGUUUGGAAUCAGAUAUGAAUUCAAAACAUGAGAAAAUUUGUUUAGCCUUUGAAAAGGCAAAGAAAAUUCAUUUUGAACAGCACAAAGAAAUGGAACAUCAGAUUGAACUAUUUCAAAUUCAGCUAGAAAAGAAAGACCAACAAUUUAAAGAACAGGAGAAGACUGUGUCAAUUUUGCAACAGGAUAUAGUAUGUAAGCAACAUCAUGUUGAAUCACUGGAUAGACUCUUGCUGGAAAAAAGAGGGGAAAUGGAGAAACAAAAUAUCAAGAAAGAUGAAUCUUUGAAAAUGCUACAGAACCAAGUAUCUGAGGAAGCAAUGAAAGUUAGACAGUUAGAGUCAGCCCUGGAUAUUUGUAAAGAAGAACUUGCUGUGCAUUUGAACCAACUGGAAGGAAACAAGGAAAAGUUUGAAAAACAAAUAAAGAAGAAAUCCGAAGAGGUGUAUUGCUUGCAGAAAGAGCUAAAAUUAAAAACUCACAGCCUUCAAGAGACUGCCAAACAAAAUGUUAUCUUGCAGCACACUUUGCAACAACAGCAGCAGAUGUUACAAGAUGAGACCCUAAGAAAUGGAGAGUUAGAAGAUGUUCAAGCUAAGCUUGAAAAACAGGUAUCAAAACUGGAACAAGAACUUGAAAAACAAAAAGAAAUUUCUACAGAAAAGUUGAGAAAAAUGGAGGAGAAACUCGACUUAGCCUCUCGUGAAGCAGAUUCAAAAAGACAGAAAGUUAUUGAGCUUACUAGCACUGCCAGGCACAUAAAAUUAGAGAUGGAUCAGUGCAAGGAUGAGUUGAUCCAAAUGGAGAAAGAAAUACUUCACCUAAGGCGGGAUGGAGAUAAUAAAGCAGUCCAGUUAAAUCAUUUAGAUAUGACCUUAGAACAAACACAGACAGAACUAGAUAAAAAAGUGAAAGCUGUGAAAGAGUUAGAAAAACUACAGCAUCAAUAUCAAAAAGAUCUAAAGGAAGCCUUGCAGAAACGAGAAGAGCUAGAGUCUGAACUACAAAAUGCUCACAUUGAAUUGAAAAAUACUUUAAAACAGCUACAAGAAUUGCGAGGUGUACUACAGAAUGCUCAAAUAUCUCUAGAGGAAAAAUAUUCCACUAUAAAGGAUCUCACAGCUGAACUCAGGGAGUGCAAGCUUGAUAUUGAGGACAAAAAGCAAGAACUUCUUAGCAUGGACCAGGCACUGAAAGACAGAAAUUGGGAACUGAAGCAAAGAGCAGCUCAAGUUUCACAGUUGGAUGUUACUAUUCGCGAACAUAGGGGAGAAAUGGAACAAAAAAUAAUUAAAUUAGAAAGUAGUUUGGAGAAAACAAAACUAGAACUUAAAGAAUCUAAUAAACAGAAAGAAGUUUUAGAAGAAGAUUUACAUAUUAGUAAAGACCAGCUUCGUGAAAAAGAAUUUGAAAUACUACAAAAUGAACAGGAGAUUAGUCAACUGAAAAAGGAAACAGAAAGAAAACAACAGAAAAUAUCAGAGAUUGAAAAUAUUGUGAAAGAGCAGGAACAAUGUAUUGCAGCCCAAUACAAAGAAGCGUUGGAUUUAGGGAAGCAGGUGAGAUUGGCAGAGGAGCAGAUACAGCAAACUCAGCAGGAGCUGUUGGAGACUCGCCGGCAGCAAAUCCAAGCACAGAGAGAAACUGAAAGACUUGCAAAUGAGCUAGAAGAAACAAAACAUCUUUCUAGAGAGAAGGAAGUACAUGCAAACCAUUUGGCUGAAGAACUGGGAGCUUCACAAGUACGUGAAACUCAAAUGGAAGCUAGACUACAAACAGAAGUGAAGAAACUGUUAUCAGAAAUAGAAUCACUGAAAGAAGUUUAUCAUCUAGAGAUGCUUACACAUCGAGAGAAUCGAACAAAGUGGAAGGUAUCCUCAGAUAGCCAGAAGUCUUCAGUUCAUCAACUAAAUAUUCAAUUAGAGAAGGCAAAACAGGAAUUAGAAGAGACUCAGGAUACUUUAAGCAAUCUUCAUAAACAAGUGCAGGAUAAGAACGAAGUGAUUCAAGCUGCUAACGAAGCAUUGCUUGUUAAAGAAUCUGAGGUAACUAGAUUGCAAGCCAAACUUUCUGGACGUGAAAGGAGUGAAGGCCUUAAGCAUCUACCAGCCUCCUUUUUGUCUCCUACUGAAAUUAUGUAUAAUAUUCAAGAUGCGAGGGUUUUCAAACAUCCUCAUCCAUCACUUUACAAAUCUAGGAAAUUACGGCGCUCUAUUAGCGCCAGUGACCUAAGUUUUAAGACUAUUGACAAUGAAGAUCUUUCUGAAGAGCUCAUAGACGACCUAAAACAAGCACUCAUUCAAAAUCCUUUGCCAACAGAAGAAAAUAAAAAAGAUGCACUUUAUACUCCAUCAGACUUACUUGUCUCACUGACAUAUGAUGCAGAUGAAGAUGAAGCUUCUCAGAGUAAUGACUUCAGUACCCUUAGUGGAAUGCUAAAAUACAUAAACAAAGAAGUGAAACUGUCAAAAAGGUCUUCUGUAUCAGCAUUUGGUACAAAUCAGUUCCACAGGGGAAGAGUUAAGAAGAUGGCAAAAAGCCAGAGACACAGAAGAGAAAUGGAAGGGUGAAGCACACAGAGAGGGAAAGACAGAAAGGCCCAGUAGGUUCUGAGGUGAAUUGUAGUGAAUAGAGGUAAUUGCCCUCAUCAAUACCUUGUUUAUACAGUUGGGCUAUGGGCAUCAGAAUAAAUUAUUGGUUGUCACUGA